Messenger RNA from Rhizophagus irregularis DAOM 181602=DAOM 197198, 1317 nucleotides. Lineage: Eukaryota; Fungi; Glomeromycota; Glomeromycetes; Glomerales; Glomeraceae. The record is from RefSeq and is a predicted model, not a curated record.
UGGCAGAUAUUUCAGAAAACACGCUUUUACAUCAAGACAUAGAUAAUUGGGAUUUGCGUAGAAAAAUAUUUGAAAAAAUAAAAUCAAAUGAGCUAAACAUAGUUAAAUUGAGAGGAAUAAUUAAUCUUGUAGAAAACUAAUUUAAUGCAAGAAUUAUGUCAUUAUAAAAUUACUCACGUGAAUUCACGAGAUACUUAAUGCAAUUGCGUUGUUGGAUUGUUAUUGGUCAUUUUUCUUUUUAAUUAAUUACAUGUUCCAUUGAUAUUUUUCUGUAAACCGAAUCUUAUUCUUUUGUUCAAUUUCGCUGGCGUUUCCGGCACAUGAGAUCCGCAUGCCGAAAUCUCGACAGUCAGCACCGCUUGCUCAGCCACCUCCACUUUAUCAAACCUCUCAAACACAGACAUCGAAUCAAUCUCUUUCGAUCGCGCAACAAAUUUCUCCACUGCCAUUUUCUCCAACUCAUCAAAGUCGUAAAGUUCCUCGAAGUCUUGAUACUUCUAAUAGCGAUUUUUCUGAAUUUCUUCUUCCACCUCAAACUGGACUUAGUUCACCUACAACAAUUUUUGUGUUCGAGUAGAACUAUUUCACCUUACGAUUCGGAGGUCUGGGGAGUAAUGUUGGGUAGCGAAAAGUUUCCGACUACGAAUUCUGGUCAAGAUGCAUAUGAUGUCGAAAUGGCUACUAUGCGUCGCGUAAUAGAUUCCGAAAUUCACGGAGAAAUUCCAAUAGAAGCAUACAAUUCCUUAUUUCUAGUGAGAGUCUUUUCAAAACAUUUUAUUGGAAAUUUAUCGCGUGAUGAAAUCAAUCAACAAUUUGAAGGGGAUCAUACCAUUUUAGCAGACACACCGAAAUUUAAUGGGGUUGAGUCUAAGAUUGAUGAAAAUAAUCGUGUUCAAAUUGAUCUCAAUCCCAAAAAACUUAUAAUUGAUCCAGAAGUUAUUCAAGAUACUAGAUCUAAAGCUGAACAACUUAUGGAUGGGUUAUUGAAAGUUAUUUUAAAGUUGGAUCCAAUUUUAAAUGGUUCAACAUAUGAAUAUUAUCAAGAAUGUUUAAACAUUCUAUUGGUUUUACUUUCAACACAAAUACAUCAACCAAAUGCAAGCCAAUUAGAAAACAAUUAUUUUUUAAAUAUUUUAUUAACUAAUUUUGGUGAUUUUGUUAAUAGCUUAACUAAAAGAUUAGUGACGAAUUUUAUUGAACAAAAGCCGUCUCCACCAGCGUCCACAAGUAUGAAUUUGUUUAAUAAAAAUUCAUUUUAUUUCUUUUAAAUCCAGCAAAUAGAAUAGUUCUAUUUUUAAUUUUGCUGGCACAACAUUU